This is a messenger RNA of Pistacia vera, 1716 nucleotides long. Its product is annotated as serine/threonine-protein kinase BSK8-like. The record is from RefSeq and is a predicted model, not a curated record. The coding region runs from base 1038 to 1511 and encodes 157 amino acids. NCBI's taxonomy places the organism in Eukaryota, Viridiplantae, Streptophyta, Magnoliopsida, Sapindales, Anacardiaceae. The transcript is spliced from 8 exons. Gene Ontology annotation, biological process: brassinosteroid mediated signaling pathway. Gene Ontology annotation, molecular function: protein kinase activity.
AAUCUCUUCCUCCCUAAAAUUUUGCUAAGUCAAACGUAGGGCAAGAAACAAACUGCCGCCAAAAACCAAAAUCUCUUCCACCAAAAUCUCCUCCACGAAAUUAAUCAGAGCCCGCAAACCCUAAAUCUCCUCCACUAAAUCGCCCAAGUCUCUUCCACCAAAUCGCCAAAAUCUCUUCCAUCGGUUGUUUCUUCAGUUCUCGGUAUCGGCAAUAAACAGUGAAGUCAUCACUUUGCCACCUCCGCUGCCGCAAACCAUCACCUGCGAUGGAGAUCAGGGUGAUGAAGAGUGUCAAGUGAGUAAAUUUAAAGCGUUUGGUCUAAACGAGCUGAGAAAAGCGACUAAUGGGUUUAGCUCAGCUUAUAUGGUUUCUGAGAGUGGGGAGAAGGCACCCAAUGUGGUUUAUAAAGGAAAGUUAGAGAAAUAGUUUGGUUGCUGUUAAAAGGUUUACUAAACAAUCUUGGCCUGACGCUCGACAGUUUGUGGUCAGAAACAACACUUCUCUUACUUUGUUUUUAUGUUUGGUUGAUGAGAAAAUGAAGAAAGUGGGAAAUAUUUUUUGCUGGUAAAGAAAAAGGGGAAUCCGGGUUUAAUCCCCUUUUUCGGAUCAUGGGUGGAUGAGGAAAAAAUUUGAAAAGAUAAAUGGAAAAUGUAGAUACAGUUUAUGCUUUGUUUUGAUUGCUGAGAAAAUGAAUUCAAGUUUAGGACAUCAAUUGGGAAUUUUCUUUUUGGUUUUUGCUUUGUUUUCUACUUUCUUUAGAAAAUAAUAGUUGUAAUUAGCUUAAUGAUAAUGUAAGUUGUGUUGGUUGGUGGUUGUCUUGAAACAGGUAUGGGAUUUAAGCACUCAACUUGUGUUGUAUUUGUAUGUUGUGUUGAAAGUGACUAGUAGCUGUGCAUUCAUGAAUAAAUUUGUCCUAAUUACAUCCUCACAGCAGUAUUUAUGAUGCUUGUUUUUAUAUGAGCACAAAGAAGCCAAGCUUUUUGGGGAAUUCCAGGUUAUAUUUUAAGUGAUAAAUGCCAAAUCUCAUGAUUACAAGAUGUGUGACUCACCAGUUAUGCGAUCUGCCUUUAGCUUAAAUAGUUCAAUCUCCAGAUUUUCUGGUUCUGAAGCGAGUUACUACAAGUCAGACUCUCAAUUAGAUGUCGUUGAUGAAUCUUGCAGUGAUAAUUCAUCCUUAGAGGUGUGGGACUGUAGUGAAGAUGCUGAAAGUCUUGGAUCAUGUGCUAAAAACAGAGAUUCUUACCCAUACAGACUUCAGCUUGAGAAGGAUGUACAAAGGUUACAACAGAAGCUGCAUGAAGAGAUGGAACUCCAUAUUAUUUUGGAAAAUGCUAUUAAGAAAAAUGCUGUGAAGCUAUCCAGUUCAUCAUGCCUCCCACACCAUGAAGGUAACCCUCGUUUAUCCAGUUUCGGCCUCAUGAAAAAUAGCAGAGAUGGAAAAAGCUAUAGUACCAACUUAGCAUACACCCCACCUGAGUUUCUGCAGAAAGGGCUUUAUAUUAGAAGCUGAAGGGUAAUGGGGGCAAUGUAAAUGAAAUUGGUUUCAUGAGCCCCAGCUUAUUGUCAAUAGCAGACAGCACUUAACGCCACGGGAACAAGAGCCCAAAGGGCACAGUUGCUUGCCAAUCGGUUGGCAAGUUUGAAGAACAAGAGUUUAAUUAUAGUGCCAUACAAUCUGUUAAAGUGUAUAAUUAUAUAUUAGGAUAUUAGGAUUG